This is a messenger RNA of Bubalus bubalis (water buffalo), 6247 nucleotides long. Its product is annotated as ATP-binding cassette sub-family C member 4. The record is from RefSeq and is a predicted model, not a curated record. Gene Ontology annotation, molecular function: ATP binding; ABC-type transporter activity; ATP hydrolysis activity. Gene Ontology annotation, cellular component: plasma membrane. The coding region runs from base 503 to 4417 and encodes 1304 amino acids. Gene Ontology annotation, biological process: transmembrane transport. The transcript has 31 exons. Lineage: Eukaryota; Metazoa; Chordata; Mammalia; Artiodactyla; Bovidae.
AGCAAAGAUGGGCGGGGCCCGAGCCUCCCGUCUCCACCUUCUGGGUGAGUGCCUGGGCUCAGAGCAGGAACUUCCGCAGAGUUUGCGGCCAGGUGCGCUCCUGGGAGCUGGGCUGGUUGUGCCCCACAGUCAGCCUGCUGCCUUUAUCAAAGAGCUGAUAACUUUGCCUCCCACCUGCGUGAGGCUUCUGGAAGCAUCUACCUGGGUGUCUCUUGGUCCUGCAGCCCCACACGUGGCACGCUGCAUCCAUCCUAUGCCUGUGGCAGCACCUGCAAAGAGUGGGUGCUUCAGAGGUGGACCCUGGAGGCCGCUCAGUCUUGCGAGGCGGACCUGGUGCACAAAGGGCGCUCCACUCUCAGAAGCAGGUGUUCUCAGGCUCCGGCCCAGUGGACCUGCGAGGCGGCCAGUCUCCAGCAUCCCCACCAGCGCCUCCAGGAGCAGCAGGAGCCCCACCGCCGCCUGAGCAGGGAGACCCCGGUCUGUGUCUGCCUUGGCCGACAAGAUGCUGCCCGUGUCUGCAGAGGUGAAGACCAGCCCGCUGCAGAAGGCGAACUUCUGCUCGCGCCUGUUUGUCUGGUGGCUAAACCCCUUGUUUAAAAUUGGUCACAAACGGAAAUUAGAACCAGAUGACAUGUACUCGGUGCUUCCAGAAGAUCGCUCCCAGUGCCUUGGAGAAGAGCUGCAAGGGUACUGGGAUCAAGAAGUUAAGAGAGCCCAGAAGGAUGGACAGGAACCCUCUUUAGUGAAAGCAAUCGUAAAGUGUUACUGGAAAUCCUAUUUAAUUUGGGGAAUGUUUACAUUUCUUGAGGAAGGCACCAGAGUAGUUCAACCCAUAUUUUUGGGGAAAAUGGUUAGUUAUGUUGAAACCUACGAUCCCAAUGAUUCUGCUGCUUUGCACGAAGCCUAUGGCUACACAGCAGGGCUGAGCACCUGCGUGCUCGUGUGGGCUGUUCUGCACCACUUGUACUCAUACCACAUUCAGCGUGUGGGGAUGAGGCUGAGAGUAGCCGUGUGCCAUAUGAUCUACCGCAAGGCACUUAGCCUAAGUAGCUCGGCCAUGGGGAAGACCACCACAGGCCAUAUAGUCAACCUGCUGUCCAACGAUGUGAACAGGUUUGACCAGGUAACAAUGUUCUUGCACUAUCUGUGGGUGGGGCCACUGCAGGCUAUCGCAGUGACCGCCCUGCUCUGGAUGGAAAUAGGAAUGUCAUGCCUUGCUGGGAUGGCGGUUCUCAUUAUUCUUCUGCUUUUGCAAAGCUGCUUUGGAAAGUUGUUUUCAUCACUCCGGAGUAAGACCGCAGCUCUUACAGAUGACAGGAUCAGUACCAUGAGUGAAGUUAUAAGUGGCAUCAAAACAAUAAAAAUGAAUGCUUGGGAAAAGUCAUUUAUAGACCUUAUUUCCAGACUGAGAAGGAAGGAAAUUUCCAAGAUUCUGAAAAGUUCCUACCUUAGAGGAAUGAAUUUGGCCUCAUUUUUCACUGUCAGCAAAGUUAUGAUUUUUGUCACUUUCAUCACCAAUGAUCUCCUUGACAACCGGAUUACAGCCAGCCAAGUGUUUGUGGUGGUGAUGCUGUUCGAGGCUCUGCGGUUUUCGAGCACCCUCUACUUCCCCAUGGCUGUCGAGAAGGUGUCAGAGGCCAUUGUCAGCAUCCAAAGAAUCGAGAACUUCCUAUUACUUGAUGAGAUACCAAAGCUCAACCCUCAGCUGCCAUCAGAUGGUGAAAUGAUAGUGGACAUGAAGGAUUUCACUGCUUCUUGGGAUAAGAAAUCAGGAACCCCAACCCUACAAGACCUUUUCUUUACUGCCAGACCUGGUGAACUGUUAGCUGUGGUUGGACCUGUGGGUGCAGGAAAGUCAUCACUGUUACGUGCUGUGCUGGGGGAGCUGCCCCCGAGCCAGGGGCAGGUCAGAGUGCACGGGAGGAUCGCAUAUGUUUCUCAGCAGCCUUGGGUGUUCUCAGGAACUGUGAGGAGUAACAUUUUAUUUGGGAAGAAAUAUGAAGAAGACCGAUAUGAAGAAGUAAUAAAGGCUUGUGCUUUGGGAGAGGAUUUACAGCUUCUGGAGGAUGGAGAUGAAACUGUGAUAGGAGACAGAGGAACCCCGCUGAGUGAAGGACAGAAAGCCCGGGUCAGCCUCGCCAGAGCUGUGUAUCAGGAUGCAGACAUCUACCUCCUGGAUGAUCCAUUCAGUGCAGUGGAUGUAGAAGUCAGCAGGCACUUGUUCGAACGGUGUAUUUGUCAAGCCUUGAGGGAGAAGAUCACAAUCUUAGUGACGCAUCAGUGGCAGUACCUAAAAGCUGCAAGUUGGAUUCUGAUAUUGAAAGGUGGCAAAAUAGUACAACAUGGGACUUACAUUGGGCUCCUGAAAUCUGGGGUAGAUUUUGAUUUCCUUUUAAAGAGGAAUGAGGAAGAACCAUCUCCAGAUCUGGAAUCUUCUACCCUGAAGAAUCAGUCCAGACCCUUAAUGAGAGGUGCUGCUCCAGAGCUUCAAGAUACUGAGAAUAUAGAGGUCACACUUCCUCUAGAGGACCGUUUGGAAGGAAAAGUUGGUAUUAAGACCUACAACGAUUACUUCACAGCCGGUGCUCAAUGGUUUAUCAUCAUUUUGCUUAUUCUAGUGAACAUUGCAGCUCAGGUUGCCUAUGCCCUGCAGGACUGGUGGCUUGCAUACUGGGCGAAAUUACAAAGUGCCCUGUAUUUUGGGGUAUAUGGAAAAGUAGAGACAAUUGUGAUGCUUGAUCUGAACUGGUAUUUAGGAGCCUAUUCAGGUAAAGUUGAAUUCUCCGGUCUAUUAUAUGAGAGUCUGAGGUGCUUACAAGGAGCCUGUUCAGGUUUAACUGUAUCUACCAUCCUUUUUGGCAUCACAAGGUCUCUGUUGAUAUUCUACAUCCUUGUUAAUUCUUCACAAACUUUGCACAACAAAAUGCUGUGGUCCAUUUUGAGAGCUCCAGUAUUGUUCUUCUCUAGAAAUCCAAUAGGAAGGAUUUUAAAUCGUUUCUCAAAAGACAUUGGGCAUAUGGAUGACUUGCUGCCCCUGAUAUUUCAAGAUUUCAUCCAGACUUUUCUUCUUGUGGUUGGUAUGGUGGUCGUGAUGGUGGCUGCGAUUCCUUGGAUUGCUAUACCUGUGAUUCCACUUGGCAUCAUUUUCUUUGUCCUCCGGUGGUAUUUCUUAAGGACAUCGCGCGAUGUGAAACGCCUGGAAUGUACAACACGGAGCCCAGUGUUUUCCCACUUAGCAUCUUCUCUGCGGGGACUCUGGACCAUCCGGGCAUACAAAGCUGAACAGAGGUUUCAGGAGCUGUUUGACACAUAUCAGGAUUUGCACUCAGAGGCUUGGUUCCUGCUUUUGACGACGUCCCAAUGGCUCGCUGUGUAUCUGGAUGUCAUCUGUGCCAUCUUUGUCACUGUUGUUGCCUUUGGGGCCCUGAUUCUGGUAGAAACUUUGAAUCUCGGGCAGUUUGGCCUGGUCCUAUCUCUCAUGCUCACACUCAUGGGGAUGUUCCAGUGGUGCGUCAGGCAAAGUGCCGAAGUUGAGAACAUGAUGAUUUCAGUAGAAAGGGAGAUUGAAUAUACAGACCUUGAGAAAGAAGCACCCUGGGAACUUGAGUUUCGUCCACCACCAUCCUGGCCUGAGGAAGGAUGGAUUUACUUUGAAAAUGUUAACUUCAGGUACAGCUUGGACAGGCCUCUGGUAUUGAAGAACCUGUAUAACAUGCUCAUUAAACCAAGAGAAAAGCUUGGCAUUGUAGGAAGAACAGGGGCUGGAAAAAGUUCCCUCAUCGCUGCCCUUUUUAGAUUGUCAGAACCUGAAGGUGGUAUUUGGAUAGAUGAGAUCUGGACAACCGAUAUUGGACUUCAUGAUUUAAGGAAGAAAAUGUCAGUUGCACCUCAGGAACCUGUUUUAUUCACUGGAACAAUGAGGAAAAAUCUGGAUCCCUUUAAUGAGUAUUUGGAGGAGGAACUGUGGAAUGUCUUAGAAGAGGUACAACUUAAAGAAGCCAUCAAAGCUCUUCCUAGUGAAAUGAAUACUGAAUUAGCAGAAUCAGGGUUGAACUUGAGUGUUGGACAGAGACAACUAGUGUGCCUUGCCAGGGCUAUUCUCAGGAAAAAUCAGAUAUUGAUUCUUGACAAAGCCACAUCCAAUGUGGACCCAAGAACUGAUGAGUUAAUACAAAAAAAAAUCCGUGAGAAAUUUACCCAGUGCACUGUGCUAACCAUCACACACAGGUUGAGUACCGUUAUUGACUGUGAACGGAUACUGGUUUUGGAUUCAGGGGAACUGUUAGAAUAUAAUGAGUCAUAUGAUUUGCUUCAAAAUAGAGACAGCCUGCUUUACAAGAUGGUGCAGCAUCUGGGUGAGGUGGAGGCCACUGUUCUCAUUGAAAGGGCAAAACAGGUGCACUCUGAAAGAAAAUAACCAGAUAUCUGUCAUAGUGACCGUGUGGUUAUGAAUAUUAUGAAUGGCCAAUGGACAACCUUCAGCCUUCACAACUUUUGAGUCAACUCUGUGAUUCUACCAUGAGUUCACGUCUAUUCCAUUGUUCCAAUUGGUUUCUGCACUGCGUAAAUUAUGUUGUUCUAUUUUUACACCAGCAACAGAUAUUGACAUAUUACAAGAUAUUAAUCUAUAAUUUUUCUCCAACUUCACUCAGUGACUUCAAGCUCUUGCAAAAGGAUUUAUUGUGUUUAUUUAUGUGUUAUACUAUUUUCUUUUUUAUCCAAAUCAGAGGUGCAGGCCACUGAUAAAAGCUGUCUCCCAGGUUUUGUGUCCUGAGAGACUCUGGAGCCAAACUCAUUUUCUAAGAUUUGAGAAAAAGUUCUCACAAUUUUUUUUUUUACUGUUCCCAGAAUUUCAUAGUACUUUCUAAUUAUAUUACAGAUUCUUGAAGACUGUGUGAGUUGCCGUUUUGUGUCACCACUUCCUUUAACAGAACUACUAUCCAUUUUCCACUCAAAGACCUCUAGUUAAACUACUACAGAGAAAAGUAAUAGGAAAAACAUACAGUACAUGUAGUUUAAGUGACAUUAUAGAAGAGAGAGAUGUCACCCUCCAAAAAAUAUAUGGUUAAAAUACAGAAGGGCAAUAUUGUACAUUCAUCUGUGUCCCCUGCAUUGCCAGCAGAUUCUUUACCACUGAGCCAUUGGGGAAGCCCUCUAAAAGAGAAGGAGAGAAAAUAGAAAAUAUGCCUUAUCAAAGUAGGAACCCCUCUAGGGGAUUUGCUAAUGAAAGACAGACAUGUUCUAGACUGUCUUCUAGAUGGAGGAUUUUAUUUUUUUACAUUAAAAAAAUUGUGGUAAAAUAUAUAUAACAUAAAAUUUGCCAUAUAACCAUUUUUAAUCACACAAUUUGGCAUUAAUCACACUCACAGUGUUGUGCUGCCAUCAUUGUCUGGGUAACUUUCGGUAAUUAUGUGCUUCCUCUUCAGUGUUUUAUUUCUGCAGAGUCAUUUUGGCAACUUUAACUUUUCUAGAAGUAGAUCUUUUUCCUGUGAGUUUUGAGCUUGAUUGGCAUAAAUGUAUUCACAAUAUCUUACAUAUUUAAUCUCUGCAUCAUCUCUGUGUUCUUUUAGCCUUUUAGUUUUCUUUGAGGCUUCUCAUUUUUUAUGAAUAAUCUUGUAUAACUUUUUCUUAUUUUCAAAGAAUCAAAUUAUUGCUUGAUACUCUGUUUUUCUUUCUAGCUCAUCAUAUCAUUCUUUCUUUCAACUUUUCCUUUAUUUUGAGAUUUUUUUCCUCUAAAUUCUUAAAUUGGAAACAGAUUAAUAAUAUCCUUAUUUUUCUAACAUAAGUAUAUAAAUUUGACAAUUUUUCUGUGAUCCACUUUAGAUACAACCUACAAGUUUUGGUACUUACCACCAACCACUCUCCAAAGUAUUAUGUAUUUUCUAAUUCCUAGUUUAAUUCAUUAACUAUAUCUUUUACCCAUGAGUUAUUCAUAAGUAUAAUGUUCUCUAAAUUUCAAAUGCUAAUGGCUUUUUUCUAUUAGAUUGAACAUGUGGAACUGCUAACAUUCAGCCUUUUAUAUAAAAUGGCACUUUCAUGUAUUUAAAUGUAAUAGUUUUCUUUUAUUAAUAUAUAACAAUUUCGUUUUGGUCAGACAUUAGGUUGUGGAUUUUAAACCAAAGGUAAUGAUAUUCACACAAAAACUCCUUGUUUCCACCAUUUUGUAUUUUAUUUGGGGGUUUUAAAAUGUUUUAAGUACAUGUGUAACCAGUAAUUUUCAAAUAAAAGUCCUCCCUGAGUACUGGAA